UUCUGGAUACACAAACACGCUCAUAUUGCAUUUGAGACUGACUUGGCUCAUUCUUUGCUCUUGGCAGUGGUUUGGGCCAUGCCGGACCUGAAGAAGUACCUCACAGAGGGCCUGAUCCAAGUAGCUAUUCUUCUCAGUCUGGCUGGGAUGCGUGUGGACGUGGAUCCCUACCUGCCCCCUUUUAGUGAAAUCAUUCUGGGCCCAAAUUCAGCUCUAACUCAGACUCAAUUCCACAAUCUUCGAAACAUCUUGGAUGGAUAUAACCUGCACCCAAAAAGCGUAGAUCUAGAUGGUUUCUUCACAGCUCGCAGGCUUCUCAAUUGGGUUCGCUCCCUAGACCGCCUGCAGGUUCCAGCGGCGGAGUUGGAAGCCUGGUUGGUCCACAGGGAGCCUGACAAUGGAGUCUCCAUUCCAGCUCAAGUGGGUCUCCUUGAGGAAGGUGGAGGACUUGAAGAUGUGGAGGAACCCUCAGAGCUAAGCAUGAGGUUGGGAAAUGGAGGAGAAGUGGGUUAUAAUGUAGCUGAGGAUCAAACCCUCGGAGCUUUAGGGCACAUGUCAAGAAGCCUCAACCAUUCAGAUGAUGAUGAACUCCUUAAAGAGGAGGGAGAUGACAUGUCCUUCUUCUGGGAGCAGGAACCUCAAAAUGUCCACCAGGAGCAGCUGGAACAUGCAAGAACCCAACCUCUCGGCUUGUUUAAUGAGGAAGAAGAGGAGGAGGAUGAGUUUAUGGUAGAUAGCUGGAGAAAUACAAAUCCAUUUCACAACCAAAUGUUUGGAGAGGAUCUACAGUUGUCAAGUGCAAGGGACCACACUUCUCUUUCCAUUGAAGAGUGCUUGCAUCUCAUCAAUGCCAACUUCCCCUCAGAAGGAGAUCCAGAGUUGGCAGGUCCUGAUGUACAGAAUGUAGGAGAACAUGCACUUUCAGAGUUUCAGAGGCCACUCAUGUCACCCUUGUUGCCUGAACAGGAACCCACAACAUUAGAGCAACAAUGGCAAGAUGUUUUGGCCAUCAUGGAAUCACAGGACAUGGAUACAGCCGAAACAAUAGGCGAUUCUUCCUUCAGUAUCAGUGAUUCAGACAGAAAUACUGGAUCAAUGGAAAACUUUAUUCACCAGGAUGUUAGCCUUCACCAAGCCACUCUGCCAAGAUCCACUGAAGCACAAAACAGCGUCACCAUGGAAGAGACGUGUUGCAUUAACAACCACUCCAUGCCAAACAUCAAUUUGGACAAUUCAACUAAUGCAGAAGCUUUUGAAGACUCGGAUAUCAUAGACCUCCUCCUGACUGCUGGCACUAGCCUGCCAAGCCCUAUAGAUCCUCUGCUGGAGAAAGCCAUGCUUGAUGAGAUUGAUCUAAUGGAUUUGGCCCUGGUAGAACUUAGCCAGGCACAGUCUGAAGAGCAAAACCCAGCAGAUUCUGACUCUGGUUUAUCCUUGUACUACAGUCAAAGCCCUGCCUCUCCUAGUGGAUCUGAAUCUUCCAGUUCCUCAUCAUCUUCUUCAUGCUCUUCUUCACUGUCCAGCCCAACCCCUAGUUUGAUGCCCGAGGAAGGUGCUGUGGGCUACACCAAUAUCAAAGAAGAGGAUGAAGCUGUGGGUGAGUACAUGCCAGAACAAAGCAAGAUGUGUCAAUCAAGCUUUUUGGAAGCCAGACAGUUCCAUCGCCUUCCUUGGCUCGAGCACAUCGGACACGAUCAUACCUACAACCAACCUCAAAGCCGGAAGAAACCUCCAAAAGAUCUUUCCGAUGAGUCGCCGAAAAACAAGGUGCUGGAGCAUCUGUCCUGCCGAGAUGAGAAACAUGCACGUUUGCUGAAUCUCCCGUUCUCCAAUGAACACAUCAUAAACUUACCCGUCGAUGAGUUCAAUCGCUUGCUAGCCAAAUAUCAUCUCAAUGAGACUCAGCUUACGCUUAUCAGAGACAUUCGCCGCAGGGGUAAAAACAAAAUGGCUGCUCAGAACUGUCGUCAAAGGAAGCUAGAUGUCCUGCUGGGAUUGGGGGGUAGUGUGGAUAGCCUGCGACGCCUCCGGGCCAAACUGCUCAGGGAAAAGUCUGAGAUCUUGCGCUCCAUCAGGGAGAUGAAGCAGCAUCUUAAUAGCUUGUAUCAAGAGGUUUAUGAGAGACUAAGGGAGGAACAGGGACUGCUGUACUCUGACAACAACUUUACUUUGCAGCAAGACAGCACCAGACCUGUAACAUCACAACGCAGAUCAGAUUCACACUCCAGACGCAAACUUAGCAAGAGACAAAAACACAAGAAGUGAGAUGGAGGACUCACGCUAUGACAAGGCUCAGGAAAAAUGCUCUGUGCUCUGAAGUCCACGUGCUGGUUUUCCACAGUUCAAUGGGAAAUUGCUCCAAGUAGGGUAUUUUUACCCUACUUGGAUAAUGUAUUAUACUUGAUAAUGUAUUAUACUAUGUAGGCACAUAAUACAACUUGACUUAACUUUAGGUUCCACAAAGUUUUGAUAUUAAAGGGCCAUAUCUUGAGUUUCUUUGAUCUUUUAAGCUAAAGGUGUUGAUGUACUCUUAAAAACCUACUGUAAUGGACAGCUAAACCUCAGUUUGUGUGUAAGGCUGAGUCUAGCCGGAGAAAGCACUCAACGCUGUUGUUCAUUUCACAUGUAAACAAGGCACAGCAGCAAAUAACACAUUUCACAGAGAGGGUGAAAAAUUCUCAUUAAAGAAGCCGUUUCACUCAGAUAUACAUCACAAUACGAAAAAAAAAAAAAAGACAAUUACAACUUGUUUCAUGUCCACUUUAAAAACAAAACGGGGCUAUAAGAACAUAAGGAGUAACUGAAAUUGUUCCCAAAAUCAGAAAACCCAAAUAAUCCCAUGUUAGAGCAGCAAAUGGUAAAUUAUGCUUGGAAUCCAAGCACUGAAACAAAGGUUUAAUGCAUUUUAACUACUGCUUACUGGUAUAAUAAAAGUGUUGGUUUGCCAUCUCAUUAUAGGGAACACCUUCAUAAUGUGAGCUUAAUUUUGAGCAGGAUUUACAUUCACUAAAUAGCAGGGUUGUAAGAAUAAGGAUUUUUGACCCACCUUGUUUUGAUUUGUCUUUGUGCAUGAGUCAUCUUAUUAGAGAUUACGUUACUGUAACUCACUGACGAAAUGUUUAAAAUACCAGUUCUGUAUUUGAUUUCAUGUUUUAAAAUACUUUGUAAAUAAUGUAAACUUUUUUUAUAUUCAAUU
This is a messenger RNA of Sinocyclocheilus rhinocerous, 3196 nucleotides long. Its product is annotated as nuclear factor erythroid 2-related factor 1-like. Gene Ontology annotation, cellular component: nucleus. Gene Ontology annotation, biological process: regulation of transcription by RNA polymerase II. Gene Ontology annotation, molecular function: RNA polymerase II cis-regulatory region sequence-specific DNA binding; DNA-binding transcription factor activity, RNA polymerase II-specific. Lineage: Eukaryota; Metazoa; Chordata; Actinopteri; Cypriniformes; Cyprinidae. The transcript has 5 exons. Bases 79 to 2265 code for a protein of 728 amino acids. The record is from RefSeq and is a predicted model, not a curated record.